This is a messenger RNA of Echinops telfairi (small Madagascar hedgehog), 486 nucleotides long. It is a transcript of the gene CUNHXorf66, whose product is annotated as chromosome unknown CXorf66 homolog. The record is from RefSeq and is a predicted model, not a curated record. Bases 1 to 486 code for a protein of 161 amino acids. NCBI's taxonomy places the organism in Eukaryota, Metazoa, Chordata, Mammalia, Afrosoricida, Tenrecidae. The transcript is spliced from 3 exons.
AUGGUAGAAAACUUAGACAUCUUCUCUUUGACAGGAGUGAAGCGUAUUGAAAUGAUAGAAGCAACAAUUAAAACCUUUAGGGACCGUCUAGUUAUUAUCGUUGGUCUUAUGAUUAUGGCCUUUCUCUUCAUUUUGUGUUGCUUCGUCCAUUAUAACUGCAUGAACGACGAGCCCCCCAGAAGAAACAUGAGCCAAGGAAGAGAACCCAAUGCAUCCAGAUUAUUACCCCGUGAAUUAAAGACACCCAGUCCAGGCAGUCCCAAAAAGCAACCCAUGCUAUUCUACACAGACAAUUUACCCGAGCCAGCGAGUCCACCAAGGUCAUCCACACCAUCCAGUACUGAGAUGUUCCUCAGGUCAAGUCCAGUGAAGUCUUCCAUACCAUCUAGUGCAGGGAAGCUACACAGGUUGUCACGUCUGGAAAAGUCAUCCAGACCACCAAAAAAAAAGUCCUUAAGGCCACCUACUAUAAAAAAUAUAAGAUAG